Erinaceus europaeus (western European hedgehog) is the source of this 570-nucleotide messenger RNA. RefSeq names its product protein phosphatase 1 regulatory subunit 21-like. The transcript is spliced from 5 exons. Lineage: Eukaryota; Metazoa; Chordata; Mammalia; Eulipotyphla; Erinaceidae. Gene Ontology annotation, cellular component: membrane; early endosome. The record is from RefSeq and is a predicted model, not a curated record. The annotation marks the transcript as partial.
AAUUCCUUCUCCUCUGUUUAGUUCUCCCAGUACCUUCAUGAAAAUGCAUCCUAUGUCCGCCCUCUGGAGGAAGGGAUGCUUCAUUUAUUUGAAAGCAUCACUGAAGAUACAGUGACUGUCCUGGAGACAACUGUGAAAUUGAAAACUUUUUCAGAGCAUUUAACAUCUUACAUAUGUUUUCUUAGGAAGAUUCUCCCUUAUCAGUUAAAAAGUUUAGAAGAAGAAUGUGAAUCUUCUCUUUGCACAUCUGCACUAAGAGCCAGGAAUUUAGAGCUGUCUCAGGACAUGAAAAAGAUGACAGCUGUGUUUGAGAAGCUGCAAACAUAUGUGGGUCUUCUUGCCUUGCCAAGUACACAGCCAGAUGGCCUCCUUCGAACAAACUACAGUUCCGUUCUAACAAAUGUUGGUGCUGCACUCCAUGGGUUUCAUGAUGUCAUGAAAGAUAUUUCCAAACAUUAUAGUCAAAAAGCUACCAUAGAGCAUGAACUUCCAACAGCAACACAGAAGCUCAUAACAACUAAUGACUGUAUCCUGUCAUCAGUAGUGGCAUUAACAAAUGGAGCAGGAAAG